Molecule: messenger RNA, 3185 nt
Organism: Hypomesus transpacificus
Lineage: Eukaryota; Metazoa; Chordata; Actinopteri; Osmeriformes; Osmeridae
Gene: cdhr5-rs
Product: cadherin-related family member 5, related sequence
Exons: 16
Coding region: 309-2711 (800 amino acids)
Biological process (GO): calcium-dependent cell-cell adhesion; adherens junction organization; homophilic cell-cell adhesion
Cellular component (GO): membrane; catenin complex; adherens junction
Molecular function (GO): cadherin binding; calcium ion binding
Source: RefSeq, a predicted model, not a curated record
CACAGACACAUACGCAUGCAUCUCCCUCUCUUGCCAGGCCUCUUGCGCUGCUCUCCCUCGUUUAGGGAAUGCAGCUCUGACACUGGUGUCGGGGGACGAGUGACGCGGAGCUGCUGCCGCUCGGUCCGGGAGAGAAACGGCAGCAAGGGAAAUAAUGUGGCGCACAACGAGGGGCCAGGGAGCGAGCGUGCUGGGGACUCGGUGAGAGGGCUUGGAAACCCAGUCCUGAUAGAGGAACAGCACCGCCAGAGCGAGCGAACGAGCACGUACCAGGCUGAGAAACUGGAGGAGCAGGAGGUCAGAGGAAGAUGCUGACCCCAUGUAGACUGCUCCUCUGCCAGCUGGCCAUCAACAUUUCCUACCAUGUCGUGUCAGCUAGCCUAUGCCUUGGUGGGUCAGACAUCUUUGCAAAAGUCAGAGAGAACAGCCCCACUGGAGAGUUCAUUGCAAACCUCAGCAUUAUUGGCGACCCAGGAGCCAAUAGCAUCCGCUUGUGCCUCACAGGAGAUAACGCUGAUUGGUUCUUCCUUGAGGGGCGGACCAUCAGGCUAAACUCCUCCUUCUCAAGGAACCUGGAUCGAGAGGUUCAGGGAUCCAUUCUGAUGGCAGCAUUAACUUGUUAUGAAGAAGACAUUAAACAGAGUGAGUACAGCAUCAUGGUAGAGAUCAUGAAUGAAAAUGACAACAGACCACGCUUCUUGCAGAGGACUGUACAACCAUUCUUCAUCAGUGAGCUUGCUACCGUGAACUCUGUGGUCUUCACAGUGAAGGCAGUUGAUGCUGAUGGAGACACCCUCACUUAUCUCAUUGACUACUCAUCGCCUGAUGCAAGCUACUUCAGGAUAGAUCUACCAAACAUUGGAAAAGUAUUCCUGGACAAGCCUUUGGACUAUGAGACCCAAACCCAACUGCAGCUGGUUAUCUACGCUGUGGAAUCCAACACCAGGGAAAAGUACAACGCCACGGCCAACCUGAUUAUCAACCUGAAGGAUGGAGAUGACCAGUACCCCCAGUUCCUCCCCUGCACCCUCAUCUCCCAGGCCAGCAGCCCUGAGGUCUGCACCAACCCCAUCUACACCAGCAACAUCACAGAGAAAGACCAGGACAAUGUACUCAAAUUUUCUCCUGGUCCAAUUCAUGCGGAGGAUGGUGACAAAAGUCUUGAUACCCCUCUGCUGUACACUCUUCUAGCAGGUGACGAUGAUGGCAGGUUUGUGAUCGCCAACCUGACUGGAGAGAUCACGUUAACGAGACGUGUGGAAAACAGACAGCUGACGCCAACCUUCAGAAUGCGUCUCAUGGCAUCUCAGCUCAACGAUCCCAAAAAAUACAGCGUGACGACAGCCUUGAUCCGAGUGUUGGCAGAGAACCAUUUCCCACCCGUCUUUAACAAAACCAUCUACAAGGGCUUCAUCAUCGAGAGCUCCAGCCCUGCCACACUGGUCUCCACCUAUGGGAACAGAGUGCUGCUCAUCAACGCCAUAGACCGGGACUUUAGAGAUGGGGUGAAUCCAAAGAUACACUACUCCCUCCAACCUCAUUCUGCCAGCGAUGGGCUGUACCACAUGACCCAGGAGGGGGUUCUUAUUGCCAGGACAGACCGCCUGCGAGCCUUUGACAGGGAUAUCCUGGAGAUAGUAGCUACGGAUGAAGAAUCAGGUGAAGUUGCUAAGGCCUCUGUGGACAUUGAGGUAUUACAGAGAGGGCAGCCAGUGCCCCGGAGCCCGUUUGGAGAGGAGCGCUUGUUUGCGGACAUGGACGCAGGGAUGGCUGGAGGAAUAGCAGGAGUGAUAUUACUGGUGUUAGUGGCAGCCCUGGUUCUGCUGCUCCGAUUGGUCAGGAGGAGGAGACACAGACAGGACCCAUCCGACAGGGGCGCUGUAGCCCUGGGGAAGCACCCAAAUGUGACCCUAUGCUGGUUCCAGAUGGUUAACUCAGCCUGCCCUGUCCCCUUGGUUGAGGAAGUGUCCUACCACAACGAAGCGUUCAGAGGGGACCACGAGCCCUGUACGCCAGGACGGUACACCAGGAGGGAGGAUAUGGCCGCACCCCCCCGACGCUCCACCAACCAGGAGCAAGAGAGCUCCAAAGGAGGCUCCAGGCUUGUCAGCAACACCCUGCCCCUCCUGGUGAUCCCAGAGCCAAUGCCCAGACAGUCCCCAACACCCAUCACCUCUAACGGCGGGAGGACACCAGGGAAUAUCAUCACAACGGGGGUGGCAAAGAAAGACGAGAAUCUGGAAGAGGAGAGACAGAAAGAAAAUGGGAAGGAGCUCACUGCCUCAAAGGAGAAUGGAGAAUUUUCUGCAGGACUAACCAAGGACGAGGCUGUGGCUGUUUUGGAAUUGGAAAGAAAUGAUGCUAGAGAGACAUCGAAGACAGUGGAGCAUCAGAGCAAUACCAUGAUCACAAACCAAAUCACAAAACCCAAAGAAAAAGCGAUAAACAAGCAAGAAAUAACUGCUAUUGUGGAGCAUGAGGCAGAGGACCCAGUUAACUGUGUCUCUGACCAUGAUGACAAACCCCCCGGGGGCCAAGGCCAUGAAAGGUCUGGUUCCCACGGUAACAUAACCGCCCAGAACAGGGAAAUGAUAGUUUCCCAGAACAAGGACUCAGAGAAACUUACAGUAGACCAGCCAUCCAAACCAAACAGCGCACACACCCAACAAGACCCCUUACAAACUAUUCAAUUUAUGGAUGAUUCGGAAUAACUCUGGACGUUAUUUUUAAGCAAAACUGCCACACAUUGAUGGCAAAAGAAGGGUGUUUACAGUCAAGAAGGUUUAUAAAUGUCAGUUUUCCUAAUUUUGAAGUGCUGGCUGGGUGAAACAAACUAAUUAGACUUGACCUUUUUUAUACAAAAGCCAACACAGUUCAGACAGAGCAGAAAACUGCCUCCACCCCUCUUUCACCCUCAACCUCACUCUCCACCAUUGGGAGUUUUCCUCAUUUUGAAGUGCUGGCUAGGAGAAACAGAAAUGUGUUUGUGGCCUUACUGCCAACAAAGCCACUGUAUCUGUAUUUCCUUUAUAACACAGAAAGACACAGUCCAAAGAACUUCUUGGCAGUAAAUUGCAGUCUUGUAGCACACAAAUAUGACCAUGCAGGGCAAAUUUCAAACAUCAGUGUUAGCCAUAGUCAUCUGAUAUAUUCUAACAAUUUAAGGGACUGUGGUUUUGUCUUAA